This is a messenger RNA of Cyprinus carpio (common carp), 796 nucleotides long. Its product is annotated as UPF0690 protein C1orf52 homolog. The transcript is spliced from 4 exons. The coding region runs from base 1 to 510 and encodes 169 amino acids. The record is from RefSeq and is a predicted model, not a curated record. Lineage: Eukaryota; Metazoa; Chordata; Actinopteri; Cypriniformes; Cyprinidae.
AUGAAAGCGCAGCUAAUCUCCACACCACACAACAUCAUGAGAAACGCGUUCCGAUCCGUCAGCAAACCCGCCUUCCUCUACAACCCGCUCAAUAAAGUCAUCGACUGGGACAGAAGAGCCGUCAAAGCGCCAGAAGAGCCUCCGAAAGAGUUUAAGGUGUGGAAGAACAACGCCGUUCCUCCCCCACAGACGUAUGUGACGGAGGAGAAGAAGAAAGGAGCUCCUGAUGGAAUGGACAUGGCCAUCAAAUGGUCCAGUGUGUACGAGGACAACGGAGAUGACGCCCCUCAAGCCCACGGUGGCCCCGCCCACUUCCUGCCAGAGGAGGAGGAGCCACAGCGGCCAGACUCCGAUGACGAUGAAUCAGAGAAGCAGCAGAAGUCUGCUAAGAAGCGUCGCGUGGAAACGUUCCAGCAGAAGGAAAAGAGAAAGCGGGACAUCGGACAGGCCACGUCAGAUAAGAGCUUUGUGGAAGAGGAGAAGCGAAUCCUGCGUCAGUGUAUCGAGUGAGGCGUGCGUUGAGAUGUGACCCGCUCCGUUUGAGUUAAUCCCUGAAUCUUUAGUCUGGGACAUUUUAAAUUAUUAUUCCAGUAACACGUCCAUGUAAAGAGGGUUUGUUUAAGACAUUUCCCUGCAGGUUGCUUUAAUGAUGUGUUUGUGUUUUGGACGUCAGUGUAAGUAUGAUUUCAGCUGUAAAUUUGUAGCUUGUAAAGGAACAUUCUCCACUGGUUUUGAGGUUUCCUGUAUAUUUCUAAUAAUUUGUAGCUUCUCAAAUGGAUAAAAUCCUUCUCUCUGA